CCGUGCGCGUGCACGGCUGCGUGACGCAUUCAGGGAUUCUGAGACUUCGUAACUUCGGGCUUACGGCAUGACUCCAGUCAAUGGAAAACCCCGCGACGGAGCAGAGCAGAUAAAAGGUCCAAACUGGUCCAAAUGGAAGCUGAAAGACAAACUCCGGAGCUGCGCAGCGGACACGCACUGACACACGCACACGCACGGCCACCCUGACAGACAUGGACACCUGGACAGUUCUCAAGAUGCUGCAGUACUUCCUGUUUGCAUCUUUGGUCCGAUCGGCUCCGGCCGGCUUGCCGUCCAACCUGCCGCCUGAGUUCAGAGAAACGGCCCUGAAGGCCAUGACGCUCGGUGAAAAAAUCCUCAAGGACAUUUCUGCAGCGCACGCCGCCGCAGUCAAGGAUUUCAGCCUCGAUUCAUCAACAUCCAACCUGCAGUCGAUGGCAGUGAUGAUGGAAAUCCCGUUCUCUCCCGUCAUCCAGGCGGUGUCCCCAGAGUUUCCCCUGGAGACAUUAGUUAGCCACAUGCUAGCAGGUGUUCAGAUGUACCAGAACCUGCUGGAGGUUCUGUCCAGCAAAGUGAGCGGUCUGGAUGACCUGAGAGCGGACCUGCGCGACCUGCUGAAUCACAUCAACAAGCUAAAGGAGUUGGCGCAACUUACGGUGGAAGUUUCGGAUCAGAACCCGAGCACGAACCUGGCCUCUCAUCUCCAGAACAGCCACAACGUUCCGGUGGCCUUCCGACUGACGUUUACUCGGCUGCGCUCCUUCUGUCAUGACUUGAACCGGACCUUCAAACACCUCUCCAAGCUGUUAGCUGCAGGUGCACGCUAAGCCCCGCCCACCUGGGCCGACUCAAUAGCUGCGCUUCCAUUGACUAUUAAAUUGCGCAAUUUCACAUUUCGAAAUAUUUUCACUUAUUUUGAAAAAACUUGUUUUUUGAUUAAAAACUUUAGCGCCAGGAUGAGGCAUCAAAAUUGGUUUAUUUUGCGAACCUGCAGUCACACGAGUCACAGCAGGAUGUUACCGCUGCUGGAAACCAUGAAGAAGACAGGAAGUAGUCGGAAGUUCAUGGCGGUGAAUGUCUUUAAAUAACUUACAGCGUGAACAAACUUAUUCAUGUGUGAUUUUAAUUACAUUUCUUAUUUAACAUGUUCCUGUGAGUAUUAGUGGAAUUUUAGCUGCAUUUCUAUUACAAUUCUACACAAAACUUUGAAGAUAUUACGCUAAUGUAAAAGAAACUGUUUGCAACUAAAUUAAAUUAGAAAAGCAAUGAAAAUCACGCAUGAAUAAGUUUGUUCACCCGAUAAGUCAUUUAAAAAAACAUGCAGCGUCGUCAUCCUCCAACCACUUCCUGUAGUCACAUCCGGUUGUUGAUCAUAUGACUUCCUGUGACUCGAACAAAUUUUGCAAACUGCAUUAACUUUGAUACAGCUGGAAACCCCAAAAUUCUAGCAGUAAAACUUUAUCAAAAAAUUUACGUUUUUCCGAAAUUAUCCAAAUUUAAUUUCCUAACUCCAGUUUUCCAACAGUCAGUGGAGGCGCAGCUACAGACAAAGUUUUACGCACAUUUGUAGUGGAAACGCAGUUACUGGAACGAUGUGGAAUGUAAAGUCAGAGCUCAAUCAGAACGGACUGAAGGAUCUGGUGCAGUUUGGUUCUGCUAGAUAAAGAUCCUAAAAGCUGCAGGCCAUUUAUCGGACCAUCUACGCUGAAUCAGAUCCAGAAGAAUCCUGAAGCUCAGUGUCUGUUCCGGCACGUCGGGCCGCUGCGCAUGUCUAGGACUAUGAGGAAUGCGAGCGCUGCCGCGGGGACAAACGUGUUUACAAACCUUCUAAGAAGCCAGAAAGAGCCGAUUGUGAGUUUUGAUGGAGGUUCUGCAGGUCCGGACCCGCUCGGCGCUUGGAGGAAUCUCUCCUUCUGCUGUUAAUCGGCCUCAUUACUGGAAAAGCAGCAGACUGACGGCAAGCAGUUUGAUGAAUGUUGAAACUUCUUAUUACCUGAGGCUGGAACAGAUCAGAGUUGAACUUUUAUUACUGCAGAGACAAUCGGAUCAACCGCAUCUUACAUUUGUUUACUUUCUGUUAAUGUAAACAACCUCCGGACUACCUGAGCGUUAUGCUGCCACCUGCCUGCAACAUUUUUUAUGUUUUUUUAAAAAUGUUUUU
This is a messenger RNA of Xiphophorus hellerii (green swordtail), 2161 nucleotides long. RefSeq lists its product as uncharacterized. The transcript has 5 exons. Bases 213 to 827 code for a protein of 204 amino acids. The record is from RefSeq and is a predicted model, not a curated record. NCBI's taxonomy places the organism in Eukaryota, Metazoa, Chordata, Actinopteri, Cyprinodontiformes, Poeciliidae. Gene Ontology annotation, biological process: positive regulation of myeloid cell differentiation. Gene Ontology annotation, molecular function: cytokine activity.